AUGAACUCACAAUGUUCGCCGACCUCGCUCAAAAGAAGCACCGAGUCGAGGAACGACUUGAAGCCGUUUACCGAUUCGAACACUGGCAGAGCUUUUGGACUCAAGUAUUCAAAGAUUGUCAUCAUCACCAUCGACGAUGAUGAUAUCCUGCAACAUCCCCGAGUUGCUGCCAACCUCCCUUCAGUUCCCCCGGCUGCUACCAAUGUCCCCCAAAUUCCCCCAUUUGUUGGUCUUCGCCGCCAAGGUCUCUCAAUGUUCGAUAUCAUCAGCCUGUCGCCGCACGUCAACUGUCGUCAACCUGGUGUGAACAUGGCCGCACAGGGAGAAUUUGCCAGAGAAGUGCUCAUUCCUACAUUGUUGUAG
Messenger RNA from Fusarium odoratissimum NRRL 54006, 363 nucleotides. RefSeq lists its product as uncharacterized. The coding region runs from base 1 to 363 and encodes 120 amino acids. The transcript has 2 exons. Lineage: Eukaryota; Fungi; Ascomycota; Sordariomycetes; Hypocreales; Nectriaceae. The record is from RefSeq and is a predicted model, not a curated record.